AUGGGCCGCGGCCACACCGAAAUAAAGGGCCUUUUGGCCUUAAUGCCAGCAGCAGCACAAGAGCAAUAUAAGCAAGUGGCCGAGAGAUAUGCAGACAUAGUGGAGGCCAAGGCCAAGGCCCCUUCUGCUGCUGCUGCUGCUUCUCUGGAGGAGCACAUGGGCCAUUUGCUGCUGCAGCAGCAGGGCCCCUCCGGCCGCCAAGUCGGCGAGCAGCUGCUGCAGACUGCUGCUGCACUAACUGUCUCCUUAGCAGCACAAGAAGCUCAUCUCCGAGAUGUUGUUGCUGCUCUCGAGGCGAAGCAGCUGCUGUGCGACAGUUUGCUGCAGCGGCUGCAGGCGGCGCUGGAGGUGGCGCUGGCGCGCCGCGCUGCUGCGCUGCAGCAGCAGCAGCAGCAGCAGCAGCAGCAGCUCGCAGCAGCAGCAGCGGGCCUCCGCGCUGCAGUCCAGGCCGGCGCGCAGCAACUCAAGCAGCAAGUCGAAGCAGAAAUCGCCAGAGUCACCAGCAUGCAAGUCCCCGUGGAGAUGGCGCAGCAGCAGCUGCAGCAGCUGCAGCAGCAAGCUGCCAGCUGGGCUGCUGCAGUGGGCCAGUCCACCUUCGCCCUCGACGCGCUGCUCGAAGCAGCAGCAAAACUUGCUGCUGCUGCUGCUGCUCUCCCCGAAAACCACAGGUUUGAUGCAGCGCCGCUGCAGCAAGCAGUGCAGCAAGCCCAAGACACGAAGAAAGCUGUGCGGCAGCAAAAGGCCCAAGUGCAGCAGCUGCUGCGCAUUUUGGGCUCCCACUUGGCCUUCGAGCAGCAGCGGCAGCAGCAGCUCUUCCAGCAGCAGCAGCAGCACUUCCCGCCCUUCGGCCCUGCAGCAGCAGCAGCAGCAGCAGCAGCGCCGCCAGCUCCAGGCGACCUCUACUCCGCCUACGCCCUCCCCACGCAGCACCCGCAGCAGCAGCAGCAGCAGCAGCAGCAGCAAACGGCCCUCCAGCCGCAGCUGCUGCCGGCCGCGGGGCCUCACAUCGCCUUCCCCGGCCUUCCGGGGGCCCCCCAGGGGGCCCCCCUCGGGGCCCCCCUGGGGGCCCCCCAGGGGGGCCCCCAGCUCCCCCUAGGGGCCCCCCACAUACCCACAGCCCCCCAGAUGCCCCCCCCACAGGGCCCCCAUCCCACUGCGGGGGCCCCCUGA
Messenger RNA from Eimeria necatrix, 1170 nucleotides. RefSeq lists its product as hypothetical. The coding region runs from base 1 to 1170 and encodes 389 amino acids. The transcript has a single exon. The record is from RefSeq and is a predicted model, not a curated record. Lineage: Eukaryota; Apicomplexa; Conoidasida; Eucoccidiorida; Eimeriidae.